This is a messenger RNA of Brassica napus (rape), 1077 nucleotides long. Its product is annotated as protein CLAVATA 3-like. NCBI's taxonomy places the organism in Eukaryota, Viridiplantae, Streptophyta, Magnoliopsida, Brassicales, Brassicaceae. The coding region runs from base 535 to 819 and encodes 94 amino acids. The transcript is spliced from 3 exons. The record is from RefSeq and is a predicted model, not a curated record. Gene Ontology annotation, molecular function: receptor serine/threonine kinase binding.
GUUCGAGAUGAAAUUUCGAUCUUUUAAAAUAAGAUAAUUUAUGUUCUAUACAUAAUUAUAUUUUUUUUACAUAACUCUAAAAUCUCGGACUUGAUUCUUCAUAUUUUAUUAGUUAAUUAUGUUACAUAUAAUAGAAAUACUUACUUCAAACUAAAAAUAUAUAAAAAAAAAUAAAAUUUAAAAAUUAGUUAUAUAUAAUUUAAUAUACAAAAAUUCAUAUACAAAUAAAAAUAAUAAAUAUAACAAAUUUAAAUAUAUUAUCCGCGCGGAGAAAGGAUCUAGUGAUCGUAAAGUCUAAAAACAAGUUCACGCGCCCUCUCCAUGUAUAAUUUUAUGCUCAUCGAGGCAGUCGAUUAAUGAAUAUUUCCGUAAUAUUAUAUCAUAUAUGUAUAUUAACAGCAACCAUAAAAUAAAAAAACGAUAUCCCCUUCCUCCUCCUUGCAGCCUAUAAAUGAUUGCCCCCCUUCUCUUAUCUCAUUACCAGAGUAAAGAACAAAACUUCUAUCUUUUAUAUACUCUAUCUCUCUCUACAAAAUGGAUUCGAGGACUCUGGUGCUACUGCUGCUCUUUUGCCUCAUGUUCCUGCAUGGUGCUUCUGAUAUCACUCACGCCAAUGCCAAUGUUCAUGCACUUCCCAUUCGCAAGAUGAUGGUAAUGAAGAAGGAUAAUGAAUGGGGAGGAGCAAAUCGAAUUGAAGAAGAGAAGGAGAAGGUUUUCGGGUUAAAUGAAGAGCUAAGGACUGUCCCUUCAGGACCUGACCCUUUGCACCAUCAUGUGAACCCCCCAAGAAAGCCACGAACCGACUCUCAUAUCCCUUAAACCUCCUUUCUUUUGUUUUUUUUUUUAUGUAUUUCGUAUUGUAAAUUAACUCUGCUGUUUAAUCGGUUUCAUGUUGAGGGAUUUUCUGUUUUAUCCCUCGCUUUCCCUAAGGUUGUGAUGAUAGUUAAUGUCAGAUAAGCACCACUUUUGUUUCCCAUGGAUCUAUUUAGGAACCGCAUUUUGAUGUAUUGGCGACAAAUUAAAAACUUCUUCAAGACAAUAUUAUAUGCCGUUGGGGAAUGUAUUAGUACUUUUGCG